This is a messenger RNA of Adineta ricciae, 1785 nucleotides long. The record is from the annotation of a GenBank genome assembly. NCBI's taxonomy places the organism in Eukaryota, Metazoa, Rotifera, Eurotatoria, Adinetida, Adinetidae.
AUGAGCGCAUCAAUUGAACUUCUACGCGACAAAGGUAAUGAACUAUCAACGGAACAAUUAGAUGAAUGUUUCGAGGAAAUUGUUCGCAAUUUAACAACGGUCAAAAGUGAAGAUAACCAGGAAGCGUUUCUCGAACUAUUGACCAGUGUUAUUCACGUGCUUACACCCAUUGACAUUACCAGCUAUUAUUCUGACCAUUCAUCGAUCGUCAGCGUCUUAUACGAUAAUUUGCUUGAUUUACUAAAGCAAGAUAUGAAUGACGCAAUCGAAGGAGUGCUAAUAGAGCUUUCUAACUUCUUUCAUCGACAUGUUACGCAAUCGUUAAUGAAUAGCAAGGAUGUUAAACAAAUGUUGAUUGAUGGAAUAGUAAUGUACUUUGCUCGAAAACUCGCCCGCGGGGAACUUCAAACAAUAGUCUUUUUUAUGAAUUCCUCAAUCGGUCUAAAACAAGUCGACUGUUCGUUACACAUUCUUUUAUGUGCAUUAGAGAAUCGCCAAAACGAAGAGAACACUUUGACGGAAAUUGAAGCAGUUAUCGAUUGCGUUUGUUCUUCGACGUUUGUCCAUAUUUUUCGCUCUUUACAUUCGAGCGAAGACAAACUCACAUCUGAUCAGGAAUCAUUAUUAGUUGGUUGUGUGACUCGAAUUUAUCACUAUAACGAUCUGGAUAAAGCAACUGAUUUAAUGCGAAAGGUCGCUCGUUCGCUUCCUGACUAUGCUCAGCUCUUGAUAGAAUUUGUACCGCCACGAAACCCAAUACACAUCAAGGUCUUGCGUCAUUUCGUUGAGAUGCUUCAAUUUUUGGCCAUUGAUAACGAUGCAAGGCAUGAGUAUGUUAAUGACCAUGCACUAAUGUUAGAUCCUCUUCUCGUUAUUCUACGUGAUGAGGUUCUAUGGAAACAAAUUAGUGACAAUGAUACGAAAGAAUUGUUUGACAAUGCGGCCAAUUAUUUGUUCUUGUUGUCAUUGGAAUGUGAUCUUCUACCAGUGAUAAAAGCCAAGCCGAAUGUUUCCAAGUGCAUGUUAAAGUUGACAGAAGCCAAAAGCGACAGAACACGGCUCAAUAGUUAUCGGACAUUGGCGAUAAUCAUGACCGAAGAUGAAGUCAAAUUGUUAACAGAACCGGACAAAAUUACGGCUAUAUUUUUGAAAUACUUCAACUCCGCAAUUGAUAUCAGACAACAGUGGCGUCUUCUCGAGAACUUGUUAUUUUGUUUGAAAAGUCUCGCUCAGCACGAACAGAUCAGAGACGAGUUCGCCAAUUCGAGUUCUGGUAUUCCAUUGCUGAUCCGUUGUGCUACGGAGUCGCAAUUCGAUUCAACUAUUGUAAAGCAGCGUUCGUUAGACCUUCUCCUUGUAAUGACAUUCAACAAACAAGCAGCAAACAUGAUUCGAGACAAUAGCGAGUUGAUCACACAUAUCAAAAUUUUGUCGCAAUCCCACGAAGUCGCACUUCAACGUGUUGCCGACGGGAUUCUCUGGAAAUUGGCAAAUGAAGAUCAAGUUGUAACCGAUGUGAAAGACAAGACAGAACAGAAAGAAACAAGUGAGAACACAUCCAUGAAUAAAAGUCAGACUGAGCUGUCUGCAACCAAAAAGCAGUAUGAAUAUGAUAUUAUGAUUAGUUAUUCACAUAAUGAUAAAGAGCUUGUUUAUCAAAUACAAGAACGUCUUGAAAAGGAUACUUUUCGUGUUUGGCUGGAUCGUGAUAAUAUGUAUGGUUCACCAACACGCGCCAUGUCUCAUGCUAUUGAAAACAGCGAAGUAAUCUAUCAGAAACCAUGA